UUUUAACCUCAACACAGCACAAAGCUGCUGCUGCUGUUUGUCAAAUUCGCGAUUUACAUAAAAAAUUAUGUUACUUCAAUUUAUUAAAUUUCUAAAUAUCCAAAGGCAAAAUUUUUCGAAAAAUGUUCAAUAAAAUUAUCAACAAUUUUUCUAAUAUGAAUUUUUUUACAUCCAAUAUCUAUUUGGAUUUUUUAAUCACAAUAAUUCAAUGAUAAAAAAUUGAUCUCAAGAUUUGUAUAUGAAACGCCGCAAUAAAAACAAUAGUUUUAGUUCACAUGACAAAAGGGACAAAAAAGUUAAUUUAAAGAAAACAAAAAAUAUACAAAAUUUUCCAAUUGUUGACAAAUUUAUGGAGCCAUUUAAAUUAAUUCGAGACUUGAUUAACAAGUUGAAUUUAAAAUCAAAGAAAAUAAUUUUAACCCUCCUCGUGAUAAUUACAAUUAUUUUGAUACUAACAAUUAUUGUUGGCGUUUCUAAUACAAAUCAAAAUGAAAAAUUAAUUCCACCCGAUCCUGAAUAUCAACAACCACCAUCGUGGAGUAAAUUGAGAAAAUUUAAAAAAGGAGCCGUUUGUGCUGAUGGACCACCAUGUGCAUUUAUUGGAAAUUAUUUUAUUAUCGAUUAAAGGUCAAUUUUAGAAAAAAAUGGAUCGGCAGUAGACGCAACGUUGGCUGCAAUGAUUUGCAAUGGUUUUAUAAAUAUGCACAGUCUGGGAUUUGGCGGUGGAUUUUUCAUGACAAUUUAUGAGAGAAAAUCAAAAAAGGCUUUUGUUCUUGAUGCAAGAUAUUCGGCUCCAUUGGCCGCUCAUAAAUAUAUGUUUCACGAUAAGCCGAAUAAUGCGUCGAAAACAGGUGCUUUAUCAGUGGCUGUACCCGGAGAACUUGCCGGUUAUUGGGAGGCACAUAAACAAUUUGGCAAAUUGCCCUGGUCAGAAUUAUUUAAACCAAGUAUUGAAAUUUGCGAUAAUGGCUAUAAUUUAACAAAAUCCCAAUACAAAGGACUUCAGGAGGACAAUUUUAAUAUUCACGAUGAUCUCACUCUCAAAGAAAUGUUCAUUGAUUCUGAGACGGGCGAACUUCGAAAACCGGGCUCGAUAAUAAAACCAAAAAAAUUAUGCGAUACAAUGCGAUUGAUUGCUGAAAAAGGUGUGAAUAUAUUUUACAAUGGAUCAUUGGGACUUGAACUUGUCGAAGAUUUAAAACGAAGGGGCGGUAUAAUUACGAUGAAAGAUUUGAAUGAUUACAGAGUAAAAUGGAGAGAACCAACGAGUACAUUUUUAUCAAAUGGAAUUAAAGUUUAUUCCUCAGGUGUACCUGGAGGUGGUGAUAUUCUUGUAUUUCUACUAAAUAUUUUUGAUAAUUUUCAUUUUACAAAAAAAAGCAUUGCUGACAUCAAUUCUUCUGUUAUCACAUUUCAAAAAAUGAUAGAAGCUUUUAAAUAUGCUUACGCAUUUAGAACAAAACUCGGAGAUUCAGAUUUCGUUGAUUUAUCUCAAUUAAUUAGAAAGUUGAAAUCGAAGGAGUUCGCUAAAUUACAUUGGAAAAAAAUCAACAGCAAUAGAACAUGGAAUGAUCCAUUUUAUUAUGGUGUUGAAGAUACAGGGAAUUUUAAUGAUCAAGGAACAUCUCACAUAUCAGUAUUUGCACCAAAUGGUGAUGCGGUUUCUAUUACUAGUACUGUCAAUCUUUAUUUUGGAAGUGGAAUUGUAAGCGAAAGAACGGGAAUUCUACUUAAUAGUGGAAUGGAUGAUUUUGGUUUACCAUUGCAAUAUAGUUAUUUUGGAAUACCAUCGAGUCAAAAUAAUUUUAUUCAACCAGGAAAACGACCAUUGUCAUCAAUGUCGCCUACAAUAUUAAUUGAUGAAAAUAAUAAUGUUAAAAUGAUCAUUGGCGCUGCCGGUGGGACAAAAAUAACCACAGCAAUUGCAUUUGUAAUUGCAAGAUUUUUAUGGAUGGGAAAUUCAUUGAAAGAAUCAGUGGACGCUGCAAGAAUUCAUCAUCAAUUAUUUCCAAUGAAAGUGAUUUAUGAAUAUGGAAUAGAAAAAUUAAUUAUUGAUGGAUUAAAAAAAUUGGGUCAUCAAACAAUGAGAUACAAAAAUCAUGGAAGCGUUAUUUGCGCAAUAACAAGGGAGAAUGAGACUAUUUUUGCUAAUGCCGAUUAUAGAAAAAAUGGCGAUGUCUAUGGAAUCGAUGAAAAAUAAAAAAAAAAGUACAAU
This is a messenger RNA of Leptopilina boulardi, 2215 nucleotides long. RefSeq names its product scoloptoxin SSD14-like. The record is from RefSeq and is a predicted model, not a curated record. The transcript is spliced from 10 exons. Gene Ontology annotation, biological process: glutathione catabolic process. Bases 677 to 2200 code for a protein of 507 amino acids. Gene Ontology annotation, cellular component: plasma membrane. Lineage: Eukaryota; Metazoa; Arthropoda; Insecta; Hymenoptera; Figitidae. Gene Ontology annotation, molecular function: glutathione gamma-glutamate hydrolase.